AUGUCGGCAUCUUUGUCUCUGCUGGAGCAGAUUAGUUUUACUCCUGAUGGGUUUCCGAAAAGGUUUGUGAGGAUUGAGUAUUGUCGAUUGCACCCUGUUUGUAAUACUUGCAAGGUUUUUGGGCAUGAUUAUUCAAAGCCAGGGCAAGGCCUAACAAAGCGUUUCUGGGUUAAGAAAUGCCAAGAGGAGCAGCUUCUUGUGUUGGAAAAAGGGAAACAAGUAGCAGAAGAUAUUGAUGAGGAAAUUGCUAUCCCUAUUACUGAAGCUGGAAGUUCAAAUUUAAUGGAUAUUAAUUGUUUGAUUGCUGUUACUCAGGAAGUACAUGUUGAUACCACAAUGGAGUCUACUGCAACUAAUGACACACUGUCGAUUACUCCUAGUGCUCUACCAUCCAUUGGGGAGUUUAACAAAGUAGUCAAUGGUGCCAAAACAAAAGUUAAUAGUAAGGCCCUAAUGUUUUACUUCUGA
Messenger RNA from Linum trigynum, 468 nucleotides. Lineage: Eukaryota; Viridiplantae; Streptophyta; Magnoliopsida; Malpighiales; Linaceae. The record is from the annotation of a GenBank genome assembly.